CCCGCCCGUCCCGCCAUGGCGGCGGCCUUCACCGCCCUCCGUGCCCUGCUCGGGCUCUUCUUCCUCCUCACGGGCGCCCUGAAGGUCUCGGACUGGCUCUCCGCCGAUCUGCACCGGCACAUGGCAUCGGAGUUCGUGCGCUUCGCCAAGGUGUUUCCCCUGAAGGAGCUGGGGUUUGUGCCGGAGCCGGGCACGUACCUGGUGGCCGUGGGCUGGCUGGAGGUGACGGCCGGGCUGUUGCUGGCAUUUGGGCCCCAGCUGCUGCAGGAGAUCAGCAACUUCAUCCUCAGCGUCGUCAUGAUCGGUGCCAUCUACACGCUGCUGGCGCUGCAGGAGCCGCUGGCCAUGUGUGCCCCAGCCACCCUGUGCCUCGGCCUCCUCCUGCUGCUCAACAUCCGCGGGUACCCAGCUGCCCCCCGGCCCAAGUUCGAGUGACGAGAGGCAGGAAGGACAGACGGCUCGGCCGGUGGGAAGCAACGCCUUUAUGGUAUUUUCAGGGACGACAUCGCGUCCUGCAGGGUAACUUGGUGACGAGACACUGUGUGUCCUCUCCUGCCUCUGCCGGUGACUCUGGUGCUGGUUGUCCCCACACUACAGGACCUGGGCUGGUGCUGUGGGACGGUGGCUGUGGCACCACGGUGACACUGCUGUGGCACUGCUCCGGCAGCUCCGUUGCUAAACUCACACAAGUUGUCCGACUCUUUCCAGCCUUCGGCCGCACUGAGCAGGGGCUGGCUCUGCUCUCUCGGGGGCUUUCAAAUUUUGGAAUAAAAUGUCUGGUUUUUCA
Messenger RNA from Hirundo rustica (Barn swallow), 787 nucleotides. It is a transcript of the gene TMEM35B, whose product is annotated as transmembrane protein 35B. The record is from RefSeq and is a predicted model, not a curated record. The transcript has 3 exons. Lineage: Eukaryota; Metazoa; Chordata; Aves; Passeriformes; Hirundinidae. The coding region runs from base 16 to 435 and encodes 139 amino acids.